Zasmidium cellare ATCC 36951 is the source of this 225-nucleotide messenger RNA. RefSeq lists its product as uncharacterized. The record is from RefSeq and is a predicted model, not a curated record. The coding region runs from base 1 to 225 and encodes 74 amino acids. The transcript has 2 exons. NCBI's taxonomy places the organism in Eukaryota, Fungi, Ascomycota, Dothideomycetes, Mycosphaerellales, Mycosphaerellaceae.
AUGGUUCCACAACUCAUCAGCAGCAUCACACUGGAGGCUCUCACACCGACCACGUUGCAGGCGCCGCAGCUUUGGGAUAUCACAAACGUGACGUAUGAGGAACAGAAUAACGAGUAUGAGCCGGGGUGGACGGGCGAGAAUUGGUAUGGCGACGAUCAGAACCAGGGGCAGGAGGAUCGAUGGUCUGAGGGAAGGGUCGAGGAGGGUCAGGGGUCGAAUGAAUAG